AUGGACGGCCCAUCUGACCAGGGCGGCUCACCGCGUCGCAACCCUCCUAGUGGCGCCUCCCAGUCUAGCCACUCUCGGGCUGGCUCUACGUCUGGCAAUGCCCAGACGCGCGCCGCCCCGUUGGGUUAUGACCCUGCUAUUGACCCCUUGAAGCCCAUCGAGGGCAUCAACUCGCGACUCGACCUGCCCCCCGAGGCUUAUGUCCGAGUUCAAGGCCGGACCCCCUUUGCGCGUCGACCUGGGUUCAACACCACGGGAAAGCCCAUCAAUGUUAUGGUCAACCAAUUUCGGGUUACCAGCAUCGGAAAUGCGGAUGCAUAUCAGUUCGAUGUCUCCGUCAGCCCGAUCCCCCCCAGACCGCACAUGAUCUCGAAGAUUUGGGAUACCCCAAAAGUCCAGUCCAUGCUGAAGACCCACCCCAAGCCGUGGAUUCACGAUGGCCGCAAUCUCGCAUGGUCUACCAACAAGGUAGAGGAGCUGCGCAUUACAGUGAACAUCGACGAGGAGAAGGGCAAGCCGGCGGACGAAAAGAACACCUACUACGUCAUCAUCCGUAACACUGGGACGAUUCGUCUCCAUGCGCUCCGAUCGUACUUGGAGGGCAAGAUGGACUGGGAUAAUUCCGUGUUGGAAUGCAUGAACUUCCUCGAUCAUGUCCUUCGGCAGGGUCCAUCGACUAAAAUGCGCCUGAUUAGACGCACUUUCUUUCCGCCAGACGCCAAGCGACAGGACCUGAACAUGGCAACUGAGGUGAUCAAGGGCAUGUACGCCUCCAUCCGCAUGAAUCAGUCCAUCCAGCAAGGUGGCACCGGUCUCGGAAUCAACGUCAGCGUUUCUAACUGCGCCUUCUGGCUCGCCCAGAACUUUGAGCAGCUGGUUCGCGAGUUCAUCAGCUGCUAUCAUUCCAAGUGGGAGAACAUGCAAUACAACCGACUCGUUGAGGAGCUCAAGCCCGUCAUUACCACCAAUGCAUCUGGCAACGAAGUCUACUCGAUGUCCGAGGCCUUCAAGGUCCUUCGUAAGCUUCACCGCAUUAGGUUCCGCGUCUUUCACCGAGGUAAGACCAAUGACGACAAGGAGUACGUCUUGAAGUCGUUUGCCUGGAGUCCCAGCUAUGGCAGGGAGGGUGGCAAUGCCAAAAAUGUCGUAUUCGACAAGAAGGAAGAUGGCGGCAUGACUCGGAAGAUCUCGGUCUUCGAUUAUUUCCACGAGCGCUACAAUAUACGCCUGGAACAAUGGCGCCUCCCUGUCAUGGAGACGGCCCGCGGUGGAUUCUUCCCAAUGGAGGUCUGCACCAUGCCCCGAUAUAAUCGUUAUCCCUUCAAGCUGGAUCCUUGGCAGACUUCUCAGAUGAUCAAGUUUGCAGUGCAGCGCCCGACGGAGCGCCGCCAGGACAUCAUGGCCAAUGUUCAAGCCCUUGCUUGGAGCACGGACAAGUACCUCCAAGAGUUUGGGAUCAAGGUCCAAACUGGCAUGCCAGUAGUUCAGGCUAGACUGAUCCCCAACCCUGAAGUCCAGUACGCCAAUGGCAAGGUCAACCCAGGGACAUCUGGACGCUGGGAUCUUCGAGGGAAGAAAUUCACUCUUCCCAACCCUCAGCCCCUGAAAUCCUGGGCAUUCGUCGCGGUCGACGAGUGCGUCGACAAGAAGACCCUUGACAACUUCGUCAAGGUGUUCGAGCAGACCUACAAGAACCAUGGCGGCAAGAUCGAAGUCAAGCCCCAGGUGUACAUGGGGCCCCGAGGCAAGCAGCAUCACGAGCUGGUGGAGCAAGUCUACAAGCAGACGGGUAUUGCCAACAAGGCGACACCGCAAAUCAUCUUCUACGUACUGAAAGAUCGCACUGCCUGGAUUUAUGACAGGCUGAAGAAGAAUGCCGACUGCCGCUGGGCGUAUCUCACGCAGAUGAUCCUGCUUGAGCACGUCCGCCGUGCUCAGCCACAGUACUGCUCCAACGUGUGCAUGAAGGUCAACGCGAAGCUCGGAGGUCAGACGUCGCGUAUCCCUGGCGCAGGUGCCGCCACAGCAUUCUUCAAGGUGCCAACCAUGAUGAUCGGGGUCGAUGUCUCGCACGCGUCACCCGGCUCCGCCAGUGCCUCCAUGGCGGCCAUGUGUGUCUCGAUGGAUAAGGAUGCAGCGACUUAUGCUGCGGCCUGCGAGACAAAUGGCCAUCGAGUCGAGAUCCUGACCCCCGCGAACACCCGGUCUAUGCUGCCGAACAUCAUCAAGCUGUGGUGCCAGAAGAACGGCACGGCCCCGCAGCAUGUGUUCUACUUCCGCGACGGUGUCUCGGAGGGCCAAUUCGCCCACGUCAUGGAGUACGAGGUAGAGGAGAUACGCCGCGCCUUCAAGGAGGUGACCCAGAGCGUGCCCAAAAUCACCGUCAUUGUUGCGACCAAGCGGCAUCAUAUCCGCUUCUUCCCUGAGAAGGGUGACAAGCAUGGCAACCCCCUGCCUGGCACUAUCGUUGAGCGAGAGGUCACUCAUCCGUUCCACUACGACUUCUACCUCUGCUCGCACGUGGCCAUCCAGGGCACUGCUCGUCCGGUCCAUUAUCACGUCAUCCACGACGAGAUCAAGAUGAAGCAGGACGAUCUACAGAAGAUGAUUUAUCACCAGUGCUAUCAAUAUGCUCGCUCGACGACUCCGGUGUCGCUGCACCCUGCGGUUUACUACGCCCAUCUGGCUGGUGCCCGCGCGCGCUCUCACGAAAACGCCCCGACCAGCGAUCAGGUUCCCGACUACGCCAAGCAUUUUGUCACGGGCAAGGUCCCAGGGGCGUUGGCCAAGCAUCCGGACUCCUCCACGAGCAAGCGGAGCGGCUCAGCUGAGGCGAUGCCACUACUUCCGAUGGGCGGUUCGGAAGCCCGCGAGGACUCCAAGCAGACCUUCAGGUCGACCAUGUGGUACAUCUGA
Phialemonium atrogriseum is the source of this 2916-nucleotide messenger RNA. RefSeq names its product Piwi-domain-containing protein. The record is from RefSeq and is a predicted model, not a curated record. Lineage: Eukaryota; Fungi; Ascomycota; Sordariomycetes; Cephalothecales; Cephalothecaceae. Bases 1 to 2916 code for a protein of 971 amino acids. Gene Ontology annotation, molecular function: RNA endonuclease activity; protein binding; single-stranded RNA binding. The transcript has 6 exons. Gene Ontology annotation, biological process: regulatory ncRNA-mediated post-transcriptional gene silencing.